This is a messenger RNA of Leptomonas pyrrhocoris, 953 nucleotides long. RefSeq lists its product as hypothetical. Lineage: Eukaryota; Euglenozoa; Kinetoplastea; Trypanosomatida; Trypanosomatidae. Bases 480 to 953 code for a protein of 157 amino acids. The record is from RefSeq and is a predicted model, not a curated record. The transcript has a single exon.
AGUUUUUCUUUGACUCUUCCUUCGUUGCUCAGAGUGCCUCAUCCGCUUCCUCUCACACCCGCGCAUACCCCGCUCCGUCGCUUCCACACGCACACUCCUUCAUUUGGACCAGUUUGAUUCAGCAGCGGUGAUCUCUCACUGUCUCGUAAGUUUCCAGCUGCUGUUUUCUAUCCUGCUCUACAGCUCGCCGCCGUAACUACAAGAGCUCUCGAACUCGAGAGACGAACGUGUCUUGUUGUCUGACAUUGCCGCGGCAAAAUCGAUCCAAGAAGAGGGAGAGAGAGCAGUCGGUGUGCACACCGUUGUCACCGUCGUCGUCAUUGUUUUUCUUUUCUUUCCUUUGAUUGUUCCUCGACCGUGACGGUGCGUCCCCCCUUUUCACUUCCUCUCUCCUCUCUUGUGAGUGCUUACGUCGUAGUAGCCGUUGUGCUGUUGCUGCCCCUCUUCUUUUACUUUUUCUCUGUAGCUCUCUCGCCACGAUGCCCGACUUUAGCCAAUUCAUCAAGUACCUGAACGCCAACUUGUCAGCGCCCACCUUCCAAAGUGUUGCGCAGACCAGCGUCGGUGGCAAAGGCGUCUCCAGCCCCAACGGCACCACCGAGAACUUCAGCGGAGCGGCGCACAGCGACACCUCCGCGUUCUUGCGGUCAUGCGACACGACAUGGCGCAUGUUGCUGCCAAGCGACGCCGCGGCAAAGGAAAGCAACGCCCGCUCCAGCGCUGCUGCCGCGACGGCCGCGGCCCAUCAGACCCCGUCGCACCCGACUGUCACGGUGGGCCGCAUGAUGGUGUCGACCGAGGACCGCUGGCGUAUUCAAGUUCAGAUGCGGCGUGAGGAGGCCCGGAGCGGGCAGGCGCGUAAGGAGUACAACAAAAAGGUUACCCGCGCCAUCAAGGUGACCAAGGGGCCGUCGGACAACGCCUUCCCACCCGGCCGUGGCCGUCCGCUGUAG